Messenger RNA from Trichoplusia ni (cabbage looper), 1904 nucleotides. RefSeq names its product putative nuclease HARBI1. The coding region runs from base 406 to 1575 and encodes 389 amino acids. The record is from RefSeq and is a predicted model, not a curated record. The transcript has 6 exons. NCBI's taxonomy places the organism in Eukaryota, Metazoa, Arthropoda, Insecta, Lepidoptera, Noctuidae.
GGCUGUCUCCUCGAAGUCUUCCAUGAAUAUAUCGGCGACUACAGUACCCCUAGCACGAACAUCUUGCGAAAAAGUAUUCGUAUCGUUAACGUGAGCGUUUUGUAUGGAAACAUAAACAGCGCCUCUAGUGUGCGUAAUAUGAACUAAAUUUGUGAGCACGAACAUAAGUCAAGUAAGUUUCGUAUCGUAUUCGUAACGUAACUAUCGUAACCUUGAGUCGUUUGUAUGGAGAUAGGAAGCACGAAGGUAUAAAUUGACGUAUCGUAUCGUGAUUGUCGAAGGCUGGCUUGCGAGUUUUACGAAAGUUUAUUCACUUUAAAUUUGACAGUGACAAAACUUUCGUCAGAGUUUCUUGGAAGAUUUAAAUAGUAAUUAAGUGAUUGUGUGACCGAAUUUUGCUGAAAAAUGCUUAGAUUAACAAGAAGCACCCAUCGACGUAGCACGUUGUACCAUUAUCUUGCGGCGCGAUUGAUUGUUGAAAGUGGAAAUGUACGAAGAGAAACUAGAGAAAUCUCGAGGAGAGCUCUCCUCAGAAAAAAUAUAGCCAAUAUUAACGUGCAAUAUCUAAGCGAUACAGAAUUUAGAAAUAGAUUUCGUCUCAGUAAGGAAGCAUUUUUGCAUUUAUGUCGCGAAUUAAGGGUCAAAUCUAGUCAAAGACCAAGUAAAAGGAUCAGCCUGGAACAUAAAGUACUGUGUGCUUUAUCAUUUUAUGCUACAGGCUCCUACCAAAGAAUAGUAGGAAUGGCUAAAUGUUUAGGGCAAACCACAGUUAGUAAAUAUGUGAGACAGGUUACUGACGCCCUUGUAACCCCCUCAAUAUUAAAUUACUUUAUAAAAUUUCCUGCGACCCUAGAGCAGCGUAAUAUUAUAAAAAACAAAUUUUAUACAAAAUUUGGCAUCCCUGGAGUAAUAGGAUGCAUAGAUGGGUCUCAUUUUCAUAUAUUCACUCCAAAAAGAGACAUUGAGCAUUUAUUUUAUUGCAGAAAGCAUUUCUACUCACUGAAUGUGCAAAUGAUAUGUGACAGUGAAUGCCGAAUUAUUAAUGUUAAUGCAAAAUAUGGAGGUGCUACCCACGACGCAUUUAUUUGGGAAAAUAGUCAAGCCAAUAGAUAUAUCCAGGACAUAAAUAAAAAUAAUGAACAAGUUUGGUUUUUAGGUGAUUCUGGAUAUCCACAGAGGCCUUGGAUGAUGACACCAAUCCCAGAUGCUGCUGAAGGUACGCCAGAGGCAAAAUAUAAUACCAUCCAUGGGAAAGCCAGAGUUGUAAUAGAAAAUACAUUUGGUAGACUUAAAAAUAGGUGGAGAUGCCUUUGUAAGGACCGGACAUUACACUACACCCCCGAAAGAUGUGCAACUAUAAUUAUGGCAUGUAGCGUUCUACACAACUUAGCGAUAGAUUUUAUGGUGCCCGAUCCUGAAGAAGAUGUCAUAGAUUCUUUAGAAUUAGGAAUAUCAGCAGUUUCUUCAGAAGAACCUCUUCGCGAUCAUGGUUCUAGAGAUGAUUUGAUUCGCGGUAGAACACUACGACAAAUAUUAGUGGAUAGAAUCAAUAGACUACACAUUGUUAAUAAUUAAUUUAAUUUUCCAUUUUUUUUCUAGGUUUUGUGUUACCAUGUGUCAUAAGAGAAUAAUUGUAUGAGAACUCUGUCUGUAUUUUUUUUCUUUAUUUGUAAUUUUAAACUCAUUGCACAGAGUGUUAGGUCUUAGCUAAUUGUUUUUUAUUUGUAUUUUCGUGUUGUUACUUUUAAGCUCUAUAUUGUAUUUUAUAGAACGGUGUUGUCGCUAAGAGACUGUACAUGUGCUGUUAUUUUAAUUUGAAUUUUUGACGGUCAUAAAGAGCUGUUUUGAAGACAAGUUUUAGUAAAUGGUUUUUGAAUGUAGAAAUGGUUUUUCUUUUGUGAUAA